This is a messenger RNA of Penicillium bovifimosum, 2934 nucleotides long. RefSeq names its product phosphatidylethanolamine N-methyltransferase. Lineage: Eukaryota; Fungi; Ascomycota; Eurotiomycetes; Eurotiales; Aspergillaceae. The transcript is spliced from 4 exons. Gene Ontology annotation, molecular function: phosphatidylethanolamine N-methyltransferase activity. The record is from RefSeq and is a predicted model, not a curated record. The coding region runs from base 1 to 2934 and encodes 977 amino acids. Gene Ontology annotation, biological process: phosphatidylcholine biosynthetic process.
AUGGAUCAAGGCCUUUCAACAGGGGCCCAUCAAAAUACUGAUGGGCUACGCGAGAGAAAUGUACGCGCCGAUUCAACAGUCGGUCGCGAGGCUUUAACAGCCGCCGGGGAAAUGGAAGCCAAAGAUAAGGACGGCAAGCAUCUGAAGACAUUUGGGAGAACACCCGAUGGAACGGUGUUUACCGUCCCGCAAACUCAUGAUAUGGUCUCCCAGCUACUUUUACCAUCUGAACCUAAGAAUUUUGGUGAUCUGGUGGUGUUGGUUCUGUUGGCCGGUCAUAUUUUCUUCCUGUGGGCACUCCCCACAGGAGCCAAAGUCCCGGUCUUCGCAGCCAUCUACCUCUUCUGGCGUCUGGCUUACAAUGGAGGAAUUGGAUGGCUGCUUCACAAUCAAUCGAACCACAAGACAUUGAUUCGAUGGGCGGAGAAAACAAAGGUCUUUGUCAAUCCGGCCACUGGGGGAAAUCCCCACCCCAAAUUGUAUAACUGGAUCAAACGGGAACUGGAGACCAAAAUCCCGCAGGACUACUCCUUCGAUGAGGCUCCAAUUGAAUACAAUACCUGGCUUGUCUUUAGACGUCUUGUGGACCUGAUCCUCAUGUGUGACUUCACUUCCUACUGCCUCUUCGCAAUAGCCUGCGGCGACCAACCGGUUGAUGAGAGUGUUUUCAUGACUGUUCUGCGGUGGUCCGCAGGCAUCGUGUUAGUGCUGUUCAACCUGUGGGUCAAACUAGAUGCGCAUCGAGUGGUCAAGGACUACGCCUGGUAUUGGGGUGAUUUCUUCUAUUUGAUUGACCAGGAACUGACCUUCGAUGGCGUGUUCGAAAUGGCACCUCACCCCAUGUACUCGGUCGGUUAUGCAGGCUACUACGGAAUCUCUCUGAUGGCAGCCAGCUAUAAGGUGCUACUCAUCUCGAUCAUUGCCCAUGCAGCACAAUUCAUUUUCCUCGUCCUGGUGGAGAACCCGCACAUCGACAAAACUUAUAACCCGCCACCACCCCGAAAGCGCUCUACCUGUGUGGAUACCUCGGAUUCCAAUCCUCCUUCCGAUCUAGACUCCCCGAAAGCGCCAACUCCGUCUGAAGACCAUGCUCCCAACGCGACAAUCUCGUACUCGGCCAAGCCGCCCCAGUCGGUUCACAACCUCUUGGGGCUGCGCAACCUUGACCUGUAUAGAACCACGGAUUCCUCGAUCAUGCUUGUUCAGCUUCUUGUAUUCUCUAUCACUGCUCUGACGCCCUCUACCCCUGGAUAUCAAUUUUUGUUUGUGGUGCUCGCUGCCGCUUCCAGAAUUUGGUACUCUGUAGGCAUUGGAUAUAUCCUUCGGAACCAAUCCAACACCAAGUCGUGGACAAGACACUUUGUUAAGUAUGGCGACACUCCGCAGGAAGCAUGGAGCCAGUGGAAGGGCACUUACCAUCUCAGCAUGGUCUUUUGCUACUCUACCUUCAUUGCUGCCGUGUGGAAGAUGUACACUUUCCCGGCUGAUUGGGGCUACGGUCUGGUGUUGUUCCGACACGUUCUUGGAGCUGGUCUGAUCAGUCUGCAAAUCUGGACUUCGGUCAGCAUCUACGAGUCCCUCGGUGAAUUUGGCUGGUUCUACGGUGACUUCUUCUUCGAUGAACAACUAAAGCUUACCUACAAUGGUAUUUACCGCUUCUUGAAUAACCCAGAGCGUGUUUUGGGCCUGGCUGGCGUGUGGGGCGCUGUUCUCAUCACCAGUAGCGGAGCUGUCACUUUCCUCGCCCUGCUGAGCCACAUCCUGAGCCUGGCUUUCAUCCAGUUCGUCGAACGCCCGCACAUGCAAAAGCUGUACGGUCGUAGUCUGCGCCAGGAUGCUGGUCUUGUCAAGAGUCUGAAACGGUCCCUCCCACCUUCUCUCCAACAACUACAUGGAAGUGUCGAUAAGAUGUUCGAUGACUCCUUCGAGUUCAUCGAGGAGUUCCUCGACAACGCCCGUCCCAAGCUCGCCGCAGGAGUAACCACAUUUGUCAAGGAUACCACUUCUCUUUUCACGAACUACCCGGCUCGCAUCACCAUCUCUCGAAUUGAUGCGGAUCUAGCUGGAUUCGACACCCGCGAUUAUUCCCUGACAGUUGAAGGCACCAAUGCUCUGUCUUUCGAGGAAAGCGAACAGAACAAGGGCCGUGAAGGAGCCAACGCACGCAUGCCCCUGGAUCGCCGUGGUGACCUCAAGGACCUGACAUUUGAGUACGGCUCCCCCAUCAAAGUCAAAUGGACCGCCCCUCUCAACCACAGCAAGAAGGACUGGAUUGGUCUUUACCGGGUCACAGACAACACCUCGCGAGAGGUCACUCGUGUGUCAUCGCAAGGUCGCUGGGUCGCGACAAACGAAGGUUCAUAUGACAACACGACCUGCGAGCAGGGUAUCCUCACAAGUGAUGUUGUUGUUUCGUCCGCCGACGGUAACGGCCAGGGCACUCGCGAACUGGCAACCGGUGAAAUCCUCCUUACUGGCGACAAGCUCUUCUGGACCCAGGGCACCUUCGAGCUCCGCUACCACCACAAUGGAAUGCACAAUGUCAUGGCUAUCUCGAGACCGUUUGAGAUCCGUAUUCGUCGUGCGGAUGAGGAUGCGUCCAUCACAGACGGCGAUUCUUUCCUGGAAUCCGCAGUGGAGAAUGCCCUGUUGCCUGUCGUUCGCAAUUGCUUCGACCGGGAUCCCGAAAUCGCUCCGGAGACUGUCGAUGAGCAGUUCGGUAGCCUUGUGGAACGUGACGGCAAAUUUGCCAAGCGUGUUGUAUUCGCUGUCCAUCAGAUGUUCGGUAUCGAAUUGGCGCCUGAGGUUGUGAAGGCCGAUGGCAACGUGCGGAAUUUGGCUUGGAGAAUCUGCAACGCCAAGAAAGUUCUGGCUCCCUACAGCAUGUCACGGUCCAAUGGAACGUCGACACCACUCGAAGGAAGCAAAGAAUGA